GACGCGCCGUCCUGGCUGCCUAUAAAAGGGCUCCUCGUCUCAUCUCACAUCGAUCCAUGUGCAUCAUCCAUCGAUCACUCGAAACAAACCAACAAGGACAAACAUUCUCUCCUGAUCCGGAUCCGCCGGCCGAUCGACCUUUCCAUGGGGCGCCGCUCUGGAGGAGGAGGAGGCGGCGGCGGCUUCCGCAGCGCGCCACGGCCCGCAGCCCCUGCACCCAAGCCGGCGGCCAAGCAGUCGUCCGCCCCGGCGCCGGCCAAGACCGACAGCAGCAGCGCCCCGACCUCCAUCUUCGGAUCCAUCGGCUCUGCCGUCGCCGACGGGGUCGGGUGGGGCGUCGGGACCAGCAUGGCGCACCGGGCCAUGGAUUCCAUAAUGGGCCCGCGCACCGUCAGGGUCGUCGAGGAGCCGGCGCCCGCCGCGGACGCGUGCGGCAUCCAGAACCAGGCCUUCAGCAACUGCAUCUACGGCAACGAGAGCGACAUCAGCAGGUGCCAGAACUACUUCGACCUGCUCUGCCAGUGCCGCCGCGGAGGAGGAGCAGGAGGAGCGGCCACCAUCGCAUAAACCCUACGGUUAUUUCUAGAAUAUAUAUCAUCCAGUCAGUCGUCCGUCCUUGAAUAAUGGAGUGAACAAGAUAUCUCUCAUCCUUGUAACAGAACAUUUUAUAUAUCUUGUCUCUGUUUCCGAAUUAACAAAUUUAGCAUUGUUUGAUGCACGAGGUUGGUUUA
Messenger RNA from Triticum aestivum (bread wheat), 731 nucleotides. Its product is annotated as coiled-coil-helix-coiled-coil-helix domain-containing protein 2. NCBI's taxonomy places the organism in Eukaryota, Viridiplantae, Streptophyta, Magnoliopsida, Poales, Poaceae. The transcript is spliced from 3 exons. Gene Ontology annotation, biological process: mitochondrion organization. The record is from RefSeq and is a predicted model, not a curated record. Gene Ontology annotation, cellular component: nucleus; mitochondrion. The coding region runs from base 145 to 567 and encodes 140 amino acids.